This is a messenger RNA of Neoarthrinium moseri, 1557 nucleotides long. RefSeq lists its product as uncharacterized. The record is from RefSeq and is a predicted model, not a curated record. Lineage: Eukaryota; Fungi; Ascomycota; Sordariomycetes; Amphisphaeriales; Apiosporaceae. The transcript is spliced from 4 exons. Gene Ontology annotation, molecular function: iron ion binding; heme binding; oxidoreductase activity, acting on paired donors, with incorporation or reduction of molecular oxygen. The coding region runs from base 1 to 1557 and encodes 518 amino acids.
AUGGCACUCGAUCUGUAUACCGUCGGUCGCAAUGUGCUGGCCCUCGGCGGGGCCUGGCUGGUUUACCACCUCCUCAAGGCGCUGUAUAACAUCUCCCCGCUCCACCCCCUGAGCCGGAUUCCCGGGCCCAAGCUGGCCGGGGCGACCUACCUGCCGGAAUUCUAUUACGAUGUCAUCUUGGGCGGGCGGUAUACCCACGCCAUCAAGGAGAUGCACGAGCAGUACGGCCCUAUCGUCCGCAUCAACCCCAAUGAGACACAUUGCAACGAUAUCACUUUCUCGGAUGAGAUCUAUGCUCUGGGUGGUCGCAAGCGUGACAAGCCAUGGCACCAGAUUAAUGGAUCAGCGGCGCAUAACACCAACGGGUUCACCACUCAUGACCACGAUCUGCACAGGUCUCGUCGGGUGCCCGUGGCCAAGUUCUUCUCCCACAGCAUGAUUGCGCAGCUGGAGGACGAGAUCCACGAUCUGGUCCGCAAGCUCUGUGACAAGCUGCUUGCCGAGUCCGGCAAGGGCCAACCAGUUGACGUGGCCAUGGCGUAUAGUUGCUUCACCUCAGACGCUAUCUUCAAGUACUGCUUUGGCGAGUCUCGUGGGCUGCUGGCGCAGAAGGGCUGGACCCCUAACUUCCGGCAGGCGACCCUGGCCAUUCUCAAGCCCGUGUUCGUCUUCAGAUUCUUUCCCAUCCUCCUGAACUUGGCCAAGCUGGGAGAGAUAUUCGUGGACUACCUGCCCGAAGACACCUCGCUUUUGAUUCGGGCUCUGCAGAUCGAUAUCCCUGGCCUUGUGCACAAGACGAAGGCCGACCUAGACGCUGGCAUUCACUACGACCGUCCGACAGUCUUUGGAUCUCUGUUGCAGUCUGAUCUGUCCGAGGAGGAGAAGAAACCCGAAAGGCUUGCAGACGAAGCCGUCGCCGUAGUGGGAGCUGGAACCGAGACAACCAGUUGGGCUCUUGCUGUUAUCACCUACAACCUUCUCGCGAAGCCCGAGCUUCUAGCCAAGCUGAAGAAGGAACUGGAAAGAGCCGUCGACGACGCGACGAAAUUGCCGCCGUGGACCGUGCUCGAGAAGCUGCCCUACCUCGGUGCCGUAGUUCAGGAAGGACUGCGCCUGUCGUACGGUGUCUCUGCGCGAUCGGCCCGUGAGCCCAGCGGUGAGGACCUCGUCUACCGCGGCGAGUUCAAUAAGAAGCCGGUCGAGCUGGUGCUGCCCCGCGGCUACGCAAUCGGCAUGUCGGCGGCUCUCAUGCACCACGACGAGAGCAUCUUCCAAGAUUCGUACGUCUUCAGCCCCGAGCGCUGGCUCGAUGAGAACAACCAGCGCCGAAAGGAGCUUGAAAAGGGCCUGCUGGCCUUCUCAAAAGGCAGCAGAGCAUGUCUCGGAAAGAACCUUGCCUUGUGUGAGUUGUAUCUUGUUCUGACAGCUCUGGUCCUGCGGGUGAUGCCUCGUAUGAAGCUGUACGAGACGACUGAGAAGGAUGUCACAUACGAUCACGAUAUGUUUGUGCCAGUCACGGUGUCGGGCAGUAAGGGUGUGCGUGUGCUCAUCGACUAG